GUUUGGUGUGAAGAAGCAUGUCUGAGAAGCCUUGGACCUACAGACUGAAGGACAACCCAUCCUUCUGUUUUUGUUCAUCUCUGUCUCCUCCUCUGACCCUGCUUUAGUUUUCUACCAGUGGAUAUUUCCAAGCACAAGACUGGCAUUACUCUCAUGCACACAAUGCUAUACUGGGUCCAUUUGGUGAACUGAUGACUGAGGAUGACCUCAUUCGCAUUGAGAAACAGAUUGAGAACCUCCAAGUUAUGCACAAAGUGACAGAGGUAGAAAAAGAGCUGGAGCAGCUGGAGAAAGAGUUACAUCAGCUCCUCCCUGUGUCUGCUGCCCUGACCCAGGACCACUUCUCUGUCAACCCCAAACAGGUUCAUGGGCAAGCAGAGGACCUUCCUGCUUGGUGUAGCAAAAUUUCUACACUGCUUAAAAGUAUGGCCAUUCUCCUUGCAACAUUAGGUGGUAAAGAAAUUGACAUUCUGGAAAUGAUUAAUCAAGGCUAUACAUAUGAAGGUCUGAAAGGUGGAAAGGCACAGACAACGUGCGUUACCUCAGGUAACAUUGGGCGAUCGCAGUCUUUCUCAACCCGAGAGGAGGUGGAGAAGGAACUCAAGCAGUGUGGUGUGUCAGUGAAAAACCUGAAGGCCAAUUAUGAGAUGAUCCAGAGCCAGUCUAAGUAUGAAGAGGACAAGAUGAACCGAGUAUACAAACGGAAGAGAUCCUUGCCAGUCGUGAGUGAGUGCAGUUAUUCUCCUGAGCCUAUCCUGGAAGAUGAACUACUCUUCACACCUUGUGACAUCUCUAGUGACUCUCAAGUCACUAAUGGUCUACCACCAGAGCAAGAUCCAACCUUGCCAUUAGUAGAUGAGCCGGUUGUAAUACCAUCAUAUGCACCUUUGACAUACAGUGGAUCUAAUGGUGUACCCCAGUCGGGCAUGGAUAAUCUGGUACACCCUCUAUCCAGUGACCCUGCACUAAAUGGAAACCAUCACACCCGCAGCCUCGAGGUGCAGACAGACCUGAGCUAUGUUCAGGAGUCUAUCGAGAUGAGAAAGGAGAGGAUUGUGUUCUUGUUUCUGGAGCACUGGAGAAAGUACACUAUGACCGAUUCUUACAGACCCAAAUACACAGGGAGAAGAAGAAGUCAAGGAGUUGGGAUGGAUGGCUAUCACUCCCAGGAUAACAAUAACCAGUUUGAAUUGGAUGGGAGCGAGGAUGACCAGCUCCUGCACUUUAUGAAACAGAGGCAAGUAGUAGGGAACCUGCUUGGCCACUGGAGGACCAUUAUGAGCCAGGUACCCUCACGUCAGAUCCGUCGGCUAAGUCGGGCUCAAAUGAUCUACUGGCCUGAGCAUUUUCUCCCUCAUAUAAAUGGGGCUUCAGUUCAUUAUGAUAACCUGACCCUUGAUCUUUUCAUGCUUGGCUACUUCCAAUUGCUUGAGAUGAACAUGUCUCGCAGUGAAAGGAAGUUCAGACACUUACUGUGCUAUGAUAUGUUUGAUCGAAUUGGCAGCCAUCCUUGGGAAGUGAUCCGUGAGUUCCACCGUGAGGUGAUGGAAAGCAUUGAGAGAGGGAAUCGUGAUUGGACAGAUGGUUUUGAGGACAUCAAGCUGAAAUACUUUGGCGACACUAUAGACGGUGGAGGGCUGUUGGAGACAACUCAGAUUGACUCACCAAAAAAAAUUCAGGAGAUCUUAGACUCAGGACAUGUACCUGAGACAACACAAGAACAAGAGUCUCUUGAAAAAACUGAGCAAAAUUCAACACAGGCACCUGCAUCUGACAAAGAACAAGCUUCCACACAGGUGCCUGUACAGGACACAGCAGAAGCGAGCUCUACAGAGCAGACUGAUAAGCCUAACAUAUUGGACAAUGAUCAAAAUGCAGAUAAAGCUAAUGCAGAACAGCCAGAGAACCAGACAACCACACAAGUAACAGCUGAAAAGCCUCUGUCUGAACCCUUCAGCGGUCAUGCUGAGAAGCAAUUUCCAGGCAAAGAUAAUGAAGAGCUGAAUGAGGACUCGAUAAAACUUAUUUAUGAUCUUAAAGAGUUUAGCAAUGAGGAUAUAAUCAGAUACAUUGAGCGAAGUUUUGCCUUCUGGAAGGAGAAGGAAGCAGAAUUGUUUGAUAUCUGACCAAUGAAGGCGAUUAUUUGAUCAAAAGGAACUUAAAGGAAGCCUUCAGAUAAAGCAUGUUAUGAGACAAAAUGUCUGUCCAGACAUGUGAGAGAUUUGGUUAGAGAAAAAUAAUCUGAUAUUCUCUCCUUGACUGAAAAAUGACCGAAUGCAGGUUACUGCUGAACACUGCAAAUCUAGUGUCCACCUAAAAUAUAAUGUAAGGUUAUUUGAUGGAAGUCAGUGGACUUUUUAAAUUGGGACUCCAAUUUUAAUCUGAUGUCCAUGAAGAAAGGGCUAUGUUAAAUGCACAGUGUUAGGGGAAAAAAGUUUGGACAAGUGUAGAAGGUCCUCAGUCAAAUAUUUGUAUGGAAUAUAUGGAUAUAUGGAGGUAAGGAAAUAUGGUCAAGUUGUAGUCUUGGAUGGUGGUGGCCCAUGGUCAGUGCUUGAACAUAUUUGUUUUUGUUGCUUUGCAAGAGAAUACAAAUAUAACAAUUACUGUCUACCCUUGGUCUAGUACAAGGCAAUUCAGCUUCACAAGCAAGUGGGCCUAACAGGAAACUGAUGCUGGAUAUACAGGCCAAGCCACAAUGUAUUGUUAAAAAAUGACCAGUAUUUUUCUCAUAUAACCCAUAAUCUAUUUGCUGGUAUAGUGAGUAAUUCUUUGUUAGUUCAAUCUAGAUGAUAUGGUUUUUCUGGGUAUUUUUUGUCUUUUAAAAGAUAAUUCACAAUUGCAUAAUAUAGAAAAACAUAACAUUUUUACUAUUUCCAGCUUGUAAAUAUGGAAAUAACAUCACUACUAAUUAAUACAGAGACAGCAGAGACACAAUGGGCCGGAUUCAGGCCAUAAAAUAUAUAGUAGUUUGGUGUAAAUUGCAUUCAUAAAGCGUAUUGAGUUUGGCUCUUCCUAAUUUUGGUAGUUAUUUCAUCCAUGAACAUAAAUUAGUUUAAUGAAUUUGCUUCUGAGGUAAAUUAAAAUUUACUAUUGCCGUUUCAUUUUGGCCCUCCUUAUUACUAUCAUUUUUUUAAAUUUCAUUUUUAUAUGAGUUUAGCCACUGAGGUAUUAAUGAAACCAAAACUCUAACCCUCUUCUAUAAGCACAACGUUCAUACUGGGGUUAUGACAUGAAAUAUUACUAAAUAGUGAAAUCCCUGGUUCUUGGUUCACUGUGAUGAACUGGUACGCCACUCAGGCUGUGUUCUCACCUCAUGCCUAGUGUUCUAGGGUAGGCUCUGGAGCCACUGUGAUACUGAUCCGGAUAAUGAUGAAUGAUUAUCUAGUAGCUUCGUGUUCAGGUGUUCCCGCAGUGUAUUUAGGAUUGUUUAAGGGCUUACUUGGUACUAACUCAAAUUUUACCAAAGAUUACCAGUAUUUCAUCAUUUUUACCAUUCAAAUACAUGCCCUUUAAUUAGCUUGUUUUGUAAUGUAAUUGUUUUUGAUAUGCAAGUGAACUUAGUCAGAAAAUUAUUAGAUGUUUUAAAC
Messenger RNA from Ictalurus punctatus (channel catfish), 3587 nucleotides. RefSeq names its product espin-like protein. Lineage: Eukaryota; Metazoa; Chordata; Actinopteri; Siluriformes; Ictaluridae. Gene Ontology annotation, biological process: actin filament bundle assembly. Gene Ontology annotation, cellular component: cytoplasm. The transcript has a single exon. Bases 192 to 2126 code for a protein of 644 amino acids. Gene Ontology annotation, molecular function: actin filament binding. The record is from RefSeq and is a predicted model, not a curated record.